Klebsormidium nitens is the source of this 1308-nucleotide messenger RNA. NCBI's taxonomy places the organism in Eukaryota, Viridiplantae, Streptophyta, Klebsormidiophyceae, Klebsormidiales, Klebsormidiaceae. The record is from the annotation of a GenBank genome assembly.
GCGUCGUCACUUUUGGGAAAAGGCAGGGAGGACACACGCCUGCAUGAGCUCGGAAGCUGGAGCCCUGCUGGAGCGCAAGGGAUGCCGUCUGCCCCGCCUCCAAGCACCGCUGUGAAGCUGGAGAACACGUUCCGUUCACGAGGGCGGAGUACAAAGCGCGGAGACGAAGACGAUCCUGGUGUUUGAGGGUUUGACAAGUGAAGUUGGCCUUACUUCUUGGACAAAGUCGUGAGGCGGUCUUGAUCAGGUUCAUUUUGUAGACGGGGAGCGCUUUUGGAGUCGGAUCAGGAAGUCCAGUUUAGAUCAGCCAAGUUGAAGCGCUUGACGCGCACGCCCUAAGUUAGCGAUCAUGAGGGUGCCUGUCAAACGAAAUCAGGUGUCAGCGAUGGUGCAUUCAGGCAAGGCGGCCGGCACGAAGCAGGUCUCACACUCUUACAUCGUCAUGGUUCAGCACCUGAUUGAGAAGUGCUUGAUUAUGUACAUGGAUCUAGAAGGCUGCUGCAAGAGUUUGGCAAAGUAUGCCCAUGUCCAACCAGCAAUCACAAUUGCAGUUUGGAAGGGGUUGGAAAAGGAGAACUCUGACUUCUUCAAGCAUUACCUCCUCACAAGGACAAAAAACCGCGCCAAGGCCUUUGAUGCUGCUCUAGAAGCAGCCACUGCAAGGCUUUGCAGUCAAACGCUCGGGGGUGACAUGCAAUUCGAUGCCCGCGACGGGCAAAGGUUAGCAAAGCAAACUGUUUAGAGCUGCCCCACUUCACCUCCCCUGAGACCAGAAAAGCCCACCAGCUCAGCAGACCUAUAGUAGUCCCACAAUCGCGGAUUGUCUAUACUCGUGUACCUAAUUCUUUGCCCCUUCCAAGGUGGCCCGUACUGUGUGUGACAUAGAUUAGCAUAAGGUAGGACAGCUAAUGACUGGUGUGUAGUGAUCAAUAUGACUAGCAAGGUUUGGGUAUAAAGAGGUGGUGCUGACUAGACACUAGCCGGUAUCUAGCAGGAGCAGGUUUGACCUGGCGGUUUCAGAGUGGGCUGCAAAUGCUCCGGGGCCAGAAGCGAAUAGUUGUGCUAACAAGCUAUAUUGAAAGCAAGAUGGCUUCCCAGAAGCAAAAGCUAGUACAAAGAAAGUGAGGUGGCCUUUUAAGAACCAGAAGCUAGUCAAAUAGAUGCGUGACGAGUGCCUGCAUAGUGCGGCAAACUGCCUGUAGAGUAGUUACAGUUGCAUCGCGUGUUACCCCCUCCAUAAGCUUAAGGGGAACGAUAUUGUUUGAACUGUAUAUGAUUUAAAAGUGUGUUGUGUUGUGUUGUGUGAAU